Varroa destructor (honeybee mite) is the source of this 2215-nucleotide messenger RNA. RefSeq names its product negative elongation factor complex member TH1 (gene TH1). Gene Ontology annotation, cellular component: NELF complex; nucleus. NCBI's taxonomy places the organism in Eukaryota, Metazoa, Arthropoda, Arachnida, Mesostigmata, Varroidae. The record is from RefSeq and is a predicted model, not a curated record. Gene Ontology annotation, molecular function: RNA binding. Gene Ontology annotation, biological process: negative regulation of transcription elongation by RNA polymerase II.
UGUGACAAAGUUUGGCAUUUUAGAUAGUAUACGUUCUGUACACGGACAAGGCGUGCCACGGCCACGAUGGUCUCUCCAUCGAGGUCGUCCACCGAAGAGAUCGAGGCCCGUUUAGGCGCCCGGGAUUCGAUCAUGGAACCGUCAAUAUUCAGUACCCUCAAAGAUUUCCUUCAAGCUGGAGGCGAUCCCGAACGCGCUGUUGAGAUGCUUAUCGGCAACUAUCAUGCCGUAGCGCAGACAGCCAACCUUUUGGCGGAGUGGCUUAUUAUGUCCGGGAUGGAAAUCAAUCAAGUACAAUCACUGGUCGAGUCACAGUUAGAAAAUAUGUUGGUGCGUCACUUUGAGCCAUCUAAGGCAGACGCUGCUAUCUUUGGCGGCGAGGGUGAAACUCCAGCAUGGCUAGCACAGAUGAUUGAUCACCCCGCAUGGCGCAAGCUAAUAUAUAGGCUGGCCGAAGAAUAUCCGGACUGUCUUAUGCUUAAUUUCACUAUCAAACUCAUAUCGGACGCUGGUUUCCAGGCUGAGAUCACAUCAAUCUCUACAGCUUCUCAACAGCUCGAGGUGUUUUCAAGGGUCUUGAGAACAGCGCUAAGUGGCUGUCUUGAGAAGCCCCCAGAUGAAGAUCGAUUAAACGAGCUGGCAAAGCUGAUCGGCCAUGGGGAACACACCUAUCUGUAUGCUCAGUGCCUACUACAUGCACUAAGCCUUGAAGGUAUGUCUAGAGGAGGCGCGUCGGCCAAACGGCUCGCUCACGAGAUUCGGAAACGCAGUCGACCAACGCGCGACACCACACCUAUUGCAAUGACACUAAGCGGCGCCCUCAAGAAGCACCCUAAAGCGUGCCAAGCGAUGGCGGCAAUGUUGAGUAAAAAUGCUUUAAAUCCAGCCGACGUAACGAUACUGUACAAUCUCUAUAAAUCAAAUGAUCCACCACCUGUGGAUUUGAUACGUGAGCCAACGCUGUUGGAACUUUUACUUGAUACAUUGUUCAAGCCAGGCUCACGAAUCAAUCCAGACCACAAGCCAAAAUACAUCUUUUUGCUGGCAUAUGCCGCUAGCGUGUUUGAGCAGACGACAAAAAAAGGCCCUCGCCGAGCGCCCGUUCUCAACAAAGACGAGUUGUCGAGAACGCAGGAGUCCAUAGAACAGAUGUGCUCGAUUUGUGCAGAGCCUAAGAUCUGCGACCUGGCUACGCUUUACGACUGCGUCCAGUUACCUGUUAUGGCAUUGGCUGCGAUCCACUGGGCUCGGUAUGUCGUCAAUGAGGCCUCCUAUUUUAAACUAAACACGGAACACGUCCCUAUGCAUUUUGCGUUGUUGGAUGAGGUAGCUAUUUGUCAACCCACUCUGCAUGACCGUCUACUACGGCUCUACAGUGACUUGUUUGAAAAGCCGUUUGAUGCCGAGCUGGACGUGUUGGUUUUGAUCGAAAUUCGAAAAAUGUUACUCGAUCGUAUGAUUCAUCUGGUAUGCCGCGGGUGCGUACUUCCCGUAUUACGGUAUAUUACGGCUAGAUACCAACGGCAAGACACAGACAUCUCGCUAAUUCGAUAUUUUGUUACUGAGUUACUCGAUGUUAUUGGUCCACCAUAUACAGCUGAAUUUGUCGUUAACUUUCUGCCAUUGGUGCAGAACAAGGAAAUUACAGGUGAUUUACCUUCGAUGCAAGAAGGUCCCGACCUUGUGGCGCAGUUUAUCCAGCAUGCCGCUAAAGUUCAGGGCGCUCAUGGAAGAGACUCAUUCUAAGCAUUGGCUCACUUGUACAAUUCAUCAUUCCCAUUAUGCGUUGUAUGCAGUUCACCAGAUAUAGCUAGUUGACGUUUGUACAAAGAAGAAAUAGGAACAAAACAUUAGCUUUACAUAGCCGUUGGAACUUUUUUUGGAAUUUUGCUUUUCAUAAGUAUAGGCAGAAUCGGAUGAGUAAAUGCACUAAUCUAUUCUCUUCAUUGUGGUAUGCAGUUACUUUUCUGCAGACCAGGGAAAUAACGGAGUAGUUGAGGAAUUCAUCUAUUUCAUUAAUGGCAUUAGGUUCCCGAUAACGCAGUUAAUUAGUAUAUAUAUAUAUAUUACAGAUAUUAUCAUAGUUUUUAUGGUGAUAUGAUGAUGAUGGUUACUAUUAUCUUUAUGUAAAAUAGGUUAUGAAUAUAAUCUUUAAUGAGUAAUACAUAUAUGUAUAUAAGUGGUAAUAGUAAUAUAGUAUGGAAUCAAAUUAUAU